Messenger RNA from Centruroides sculpturatus (bark scorpion), 2814 nucleotides. Its product is annotated as ubiquitin-like modifier-activating enzyme 6. NCBI's taxonomy places the organism in Eukaryota, Metazoa, Arthropoda, Arachnida, Scorpiones, Buthidae. The record is from RefSeq and is a predicted model, not a curated record. The coding region runs from base 151 to 2667 and encodes 838 amino acids. Gene Ontology annotation, molecular function: ubiquitin-like modifier activating enzyme activity. Gene Ontology annotation, cellular component: cytoplasm. The transcript is spliced from 32 exons. Gene Ontology annotation, biological process: protein modification by small protein conjugation.
AAUCUUAUUUUAAGUGGAAUAAAACAUAUUACUAUUCAAGACAGUCAAAAUAUAUCAGAAAGUGAUAUAGAAAACAAUUUUUUGAUAAGAUGGGGAAAUAAUCAUGUAAAUACAAAUAGAGCUGUAGUUUGCUAUGAAAAGUUAAAGACAAUGAAUCCAAAUGCAGAAGUGCAAGUGAAAACACAAGGUCUUGAAAAUUUAGACUUGAAUUCUCUAUUAUGCUAUCAGCUUGUAAUUUUAUGUGAUCAAUCCUUAAUGUUACAAAUGACUGUAAAUAAUUUUUGUACCUUGCAAAAUCCUCCUAUUAAAUUUAUUUCUGCAAACACAUUUGGAAUCUUAUGUUCAGUAUUCUGUGAUUUGAGAUGUAAUAAAGGAAGCAUUAAUAAUGAGCAAAUAAUGCAAAAUGAAUAUGAGACAAUAGAAAAACAAAUAUGGAAUCCAAGAUUAAUAAAUGAUAACUCCGGAAUACAGGUUCCAUGCUCAUUUUCUGUAUGUUCUAUGUGUGUAAAUAAGAUAUGCUGUAAUCCAAGUCAAGAGAUUCUACACUUGGGAUUAUUAUGUCUUUAUAAGUUUGAAGAGGAGUUUGGAAGACAUCCAUAUAUUGGGAAUGAAAAAGAUCACAAUACAUUUUUAAACCUUGCAGAAAGUUUAAAAGAAAAAUUUUCAAUUAUUCAAAUAGAUAAAAAUUUGUUUGAAUUAUUACUAUCAAAUUCAAAAAGAACCCUACCAAUUCUUUCGACAUUUGUGGGCGGUAUUGUUUCACAAGAGGUUUUAAAAUCAAUAACAAAGAAAUUUGAUCAUCUUAAUCAUUGGAUUCAUUUCUGUACACCUGAAAUUGUAAAUGAUGAUCCAGUGAAUGUUGGAAGUAAGAAUAUGUCAUCAAUCUGCAUUGAUGGAAAAUUAUUGGAGAAAUUAAAAAAUAUUAAUUUAUUUAUGGUUGGAUGUGGAAGUAUCAGCUGUGAAAUAUUGAAAAAUCUUGCUUUGUUAAAUGCAUCUAUUGGACAAGGAAAGAUUAUAAUUUCUGAUGACAGUAUUAUUGGAAAAUCGCAUGUGACGCAACAUUUUCUUUAUUCAAGGAAUCGUAUAAAUCAAUAUAAGAGCAUUGCAGCAAGUGAGGAAAUUUUGAAAGUUAACUCAAAAAUGAAGAUUAUUCCAAAUACAAACAAAUUAUCUAUGGAAACUGAUAAAAUCUAUGAUGGCAAUUUUUUUAAAAAUCAAGAUAUUAUAAUAGCAAAUGUGGAUAAUGUUUACUCCAGAAAAUAUUUGGAUAAAUGUUGCAUACGAAAUGGUAAACCAUGGAUCGAUACUGGAUCAAUGGGAUUUUAUGGACAUGUUCAAGUUAUUUUACCACACUUAACCGAAAAUUAUACUGCAGUUUGUGAUUAUUCUGAUGUUGAAUACCCUUACUGUACCAUAAAAUCAUUUCCAAUGCAAAUAGAACAUACUGUUCAAUGGGCUUAUGAAAAAUUUUUGAAUCUAUUUAUCAUCAAACCGUCAUCCUAUAAUGAAAUUUGGAAGAAAAAUAAUGGUAUAAAUGGCAUCAUAGAGAGAUUGGAAUUGGGAGAAAGAGUUAAUGGGUUAUCGACAGCCAUAAAGUUACUGUUGAUAAGGCCUAAGUCUUGGAAGGAUUGUGUUGAGUUUGCUAGACAUAAAUUUGAAAAGUAUUUUUGUAAUAAGGCUCAUCAGUUGUUACAUUUGUUUCCCCUCGAUUAUGUUUCCGAUGGAAAACCAUUUUGGCAGUAUCCCAAAUGUGCUCCUAUUCCGUUGCUAUUUGAAUGGAAAAAUGCCUUGCAUAGAAUGUUCAUUGUCUCUACAGCCAGAUUACAUGCUAAAUUAUGGAAUAUUUCCUAUGAUAAUGAUGAUAUAGAAAUUAACAACAUUUGUCAGAUACUAAAUCAUGUAAAUCUACCACAGUUUGAACCGGAUCCAAAUAAAAAAGUUGUAAUUGCAGAAGAUGAAAAACCUGAAAUGAAUGAGGAAGGAGAUCAAACAGUUCCAGUUUUUCUAGAAAUUCUCAGAAAGGAAAUGGAAUCAACUGAUAAUGAAUGCUUGAAAAUGUUACCUCUAAAAUUUAAUAAAUAUGAUGAAACAGAAGGUCAGAUGGACUUUAUAUAUUCUGCUUCGAAUCUAAGAGCGUUAAUGUAUAAUAUCAAAACUGAAUCUUAUUUAAGAAUACGAUUUAUGACUGGAAAAAUUAUUCCAUCGCUACCUGCUACUAAUGCUGUUAUAUCUGCUUUGGCAGUAUUUGAAUUAUUGAAAAUUUUGAAAGAUUUUGAAAAAUCUCAAUAUUCCAAUUACUUUAUUGACCUUUCACAACCAAGUAUUUUACUUUCUGAACCUGCAUCGCCAUUAAUAUACAAAUUAAGAAAAGAUUUAGCAUAUACAGUAUGGGACUGUUGGAAUAUUUAUGGACAGAAAGAAGAAACAUUACAGCAGUUUAUAAAUAAAUUUAAGGCAAACUUUAAUUUGGAACCAACCAUGAUUGUUUACGGCUCCAAAAUAUUAUGGUUACCGCUUAUACCUUUGUACGAGAAGAGAAAGUCACAGACAAUGAAAUCUUUGAUAGAUUCCGACCAAGAGAGGCGAGACCACGCGGAACUGUCCGUGUCCGUUUACGACGAAAAUGGAGAAGAAGAGAUGGCGCCUUCUAUUUUAUAUCAUUUUUAAAACGGAUGCCGAAGUACGGCGGAACCCGUCCAGGACGGAAACCUCCCAAAUCAGGAAAACCGUGCAAUUAUACAGGUUUCACUGUAUAAUAUUUGUAACUGGUAAUUGUAAUUUAUUAUAAAAAUUUCAUUUGUUAAUGAACAAAAA